AUGGGACUCGAUCAGGUAAGUACUCUGUAUCAUGUUGUUCUCCUAGUUGUCUUUGGUUUUCCCUUUCAGGUUCCCCCCUUGGAUCAGGUAAGUGUCUGUCCACAUCAUUUUGUAUUUGUGGUUGUCCUUGACUUUCCCUUGCAGGUUCUCUCACAGGAUCAGGUAAGUGUUUGUCUUUCCCCACAGGUUGAUGGACUUAAUCAGGUAAGGAUUCUUCCUCACUCUGUCUUUCCUCCAUUACAGGGACAUUCAUUGGUUCUCUUUGACUUGAGGUUGGUUCUUGGAAGGAAUCUUCCCAUUCUUCCCUGUUCAAAGGCAGUCUUAGCCAAUAGCCUCCAGUGCUCUGUUCAUCACCUGAAUCCUCUGAGUUGUUACUCUCGUGCAUCUGCUGCUCUGCGUCACUGGCUCUUGAAUACCUUCUCCUCUGUCUUUUCGCAGGUGCUGAGUUCACUGGGUCAGGAGGAGUUUCAACUGGUAGGUCGCUAACAGGUAACAACAGAUUACGAUGCAGGGUUCUUGUUUUCCUUGUCUCCACUUUCCUGAUAUACGACAUACACAGGAUUAUCUGAUACCUGUUCUUUGACUAAGUAUAUGGCUUUAUCCCAGUACGAUCUUAGCUUGCCAGGACCUCCUCGUUCACUGAGGUUCCUCACGAGUACUCCAGGUUGCAGGACAGAUCCUUUCAUCUUUUGGUCAUAAUAUGAUUUUCCCCUGACGCUUGACUGCUUGCAAUGUGGUAAGCUUCAGACAUUCUCUUGGCCCACUUCUGUGCGUAACCUUUGGGUGUGAUUGAGUCUGUUUCUUCCAUCAACCUGAACAGCAGAUCAACUGGCAGGCGUGGAUGAUGGCCAAAGAGCAGAUAAUAUGGCGAAUAGCCGGUGGCCUCAUGCCGGGUACAAUUGUACGUUUGAAUCAUUUGCGGUAGAUGGUCUUUCCAGCGCUCUUUUUCUCUGUCUGCCAGCGUCCUCAACAUUUGAAGUAGAGUGCAGUUAAACCUCUCUGCUGGGUUACCUUGUGGGUGGUAUGGCGACGUUCUGGAAUGUCCAACUCCUGAGAGUUUCUGCAACGCCUGAAACAGGUCAUUCUCAAAUUCCUGGCCCUGGUCAUGAUGCAGUUUGGCCGGAUAACCAAAACGUGGGAUGAAGUCGUUCCAAAUGCGUUCUGCUGUGUGACCUGACUUAUUCCUUGUGGCAUAUGCCUGCGCAAAUCGUGGGAAGUGGUCAAUUCAUCAAGAUGUAUUGGUAAGCUCCCUUGCUGGUCUCAAGGUGUAGGUAAUCAAUGCAAAUGAGUUGUGGAGGGAAGCUUGUAGUUAUACUGCCCAUGGGAGCACGCAUGUGAGUGACUGGUUUCUUCUGCUUGAGGCAUACACACUUCCUGGUGACGUAAUCCUCAAUCUCUCUCUUCAUAUAAGGCCAGUAAAAUCGCUCUCUAGCCAGAUUGAGUACUCGCUCCGUGCCAACAUGCCCCAUCUCAUCAUGAAGAUGUUUCAACGCCAAUGGUCUGAAUUUUGCAGGCAGGACAAGCUGGUGUCUGGAGUCAGUCCGUCUGUACAGAAGCUCAUUCUCCAAGUGUAGCUUACUCCACUUAUGUAAGAGUUUUUUCAUGCAUUGGCUGUUUUCCGCAUCUCCUCGGUAAGUGCUGUACUUGUCUCCUUGAACUUCACUACCCCGCCAAUAGCAGGGUCCUCCUGCUGUGCUCUCACCAGCUCAUUGUGACUUAUCGUUGACAGGAGUGUAGGUGGCUGUUGUUCAGUGUUCAGAGAAGAGAUGUCCAGGGCAGCAAUCCAAGCCACAUCUUUCUUCAGCGCCGCUUUGUUUCCCUCCCAUGUGGCAGACACCACAUCUUGGGCUAGCUCCUCCGUGCGAGCAGGCAUGUAUCUGUGGAUGUCUAGCAGGAUUGUCGACAGUGUAUCUGCGUCAAUGUUUAUCUUCCCAGGCCAGUACUUCACAUCAAAACGAAAAUCAGACAGUUCCCCUACCCACCGAUGCCCCACUGCAUUUAGCUUGGCACUGCUCAUGAUGUACCUGAGCAGGUUAUUGUCUGUGUUAAUCUUGAAGUGAGGGGUGUAGUACAGGUAAUCCCUGAAUUUUUCGCACACUGCCCAUUUCAAGGCGAGAAACUCCAACUUCCCACUGUGUAGAUUGUAGUUUCUCUCUGCCGGAGAUUAUGUUCUUGACCUGUACCCGAUGACUAGCUCAUUUUUAGCAUUUGGUGGGUCUGGUGAUGGCAACUCAGCGACUGUCUUUCUCUGCCCAUGUCUCUGCUUUGUACAGGCUACCAAGGGAGAGAGACCUGGUGAGUGUUUUGUUUUAGUUGUGUCCUCUGUAUUGGUCUGGCUGUCUUGGGCAUCACCGGGUUGGGGCCGUUGGUGUCCGGUCACUGGCUGCCCCCCUGCAGUGACCGGCUCCAGUUUCCCUGAUUCUUCUGCCUUUUCAGGCAACCCACAGCCCGGCGACCUUCUUCACCACAGACAAAGCAAUGGCGACAGUGUGACAGGCCCUGCUCCACACAUUUAGGGCAACCACUGGUCCACUCUCUUCCAGCAGUCGUCGGUUUCCUCUGUGAACAGUGGCACGACUGUUCAGGUGUUCGUACCUGUGUAGGUUGUUUCAGUGAGACAACUACUUUGGUAAGUGCCUCAAUUUUUGCUGACAGUUGUUAAAUAAUGUCCAUUCCAACCGCACUCUCGGCGUUCUGUUGCUUGGCACCUUCAGCUUGUGCUGCAUUUGCCUCUAGCUGUGCACUGUGGGCUUUGGUUUGGUUUUGGCGAUGUGUUGUGCCAAACCUCCAUAGCCUCUCACUCUCUUCACUGGUUAUUCUCAUCACAUGUCUGAGGAUCACUUCAUCUUUAAUAUUAUGGUCUGUGAGGAGGGGCUUUAGCUCCCUUCGGAUAUCAUUGUGUCUGUGUCCCAGCCCCUGAUAUACGGUGUGUAAGAAAAUGUCUUGGACAGUUGUUCUGCUGUACUUAAUGUUUGCAUCAGGGAGGCUGGAUGUGAACAGUAUCCUCUGUUUCAGUCCCAUUACUCUGUAAAGGAACUGCUGGGGCGUUUCACUGUCGUUUUGUUUUGCACACAUCAGCUCCUGAAACAGUUCAGUGCUAUCCUUUUCUCUGAGGUGGGACUGUAAAAACCCUUUAAGCUCUUCCACAGUUACAUCAUCUUUGUUGAUCAACAUAUCCAUGAAGCUGCCUGGUUUAAUUAGCCUGAGCACAGACCUGACAAUUUCGGAGUCACUGAAACCCUCUUGAAUUCCUUCAUUGAUCUGUCGACACACAUUACUGUAGGUGAUGUCUGAUGUGGGUGUCACACAGGACUUCUACAACUAGGAUAAAGUGACAUAGUCCAGGACCCGAGGUCAACAGUUUAGCGAUGGCGCUACAACACGCUACAGCAGGUCCGUUUGACAAGAAACACUUCCGUUACAGACACUUGUCUUACUUUGUUAAAGCGGUUUACCUGUCCAGCAGAAAGGUUACAGGGUCACCAAGAUCCCCAAGUGUCCCCCACCGUUUAUGUUGACCUGGCUUUUUAGCUCUUGUUCGGUCUUCCUCCGUUUUAAGCGCCCGUUAUUCCUCUAGAGUCUCUGGUAUUUACUUUGUUUGGCAGUCGUGGCCAAAGGAGGAUUCAGACAAUUUUCCGUACUUUCUGGUUGGUUUCUACCAAGGUGGGGGAAAAUCCUUAUGUUGUAAGUCCAAGUCGAGUCUCAAGUCUUGGCUCUCAAGUCCGAGGCAAGUCCAAGUCCUUUGCUCUCAAGUCUCGAGUCAAGUCCAAGUCACCACCGAUAAGUCUCAAGUCAAGUCCAAGUCCUUACCGUUUCUUCCAAGUGAAAAACAAAUCAUAUCAAAGCCAUCAACCAUUUGUUAUAUCUAAAGAUUUACAUAAAUCAUGAGCAUUUUUCACUAUUUGCAUUUAUUAUUAAACAAGGGUUCUUGUUUGUGUUACAUAGUGCAGCUUUAACCAAACUAUUUUACAUGUCAUACAAAAAAUAAUCAGAUAAACUUCAAUAAUUGGAAACUUAGACAAUGUGCACAAAAAUAAGGAAGACUCAAAUACAAUUAAACAUUAAACUGAUACUCUAAUUCACUGUUCCAAAGCAAAACAAAAGAGAGACACAAGGCAACACGUGGAAACAGGCGGGCAAUACUAGCGAGCGAUUUAUGUUCAGUCCUCCCGGUGUUGUUAUGUGGGAGGCUAGAGUUUGAGACAGUUUUGCCAAGUUUCGUGAGAGAAAUAAGGAAACAGACCUCCAGAAACAAGCCAAAAACAAGCAACAUUUUUUUGCGGGAAAUAAGCAGACUUGGCAACACAACACAGUGUUACCAACGACUGUAAUUACUGACUAUUAGUUGAUGCGACACUUUUUAAAUGGUUUGGGCUUGCUAUAAGGUAUUAAGUGACUUGAAAAGACUUGACUUGACUUUUCAAGUCACUGGGCUCAAGUCAAGUCUCAAGUCUUUAGCAACCAAGUCCCAAGCAAGUCCAAGUCAUUUCUUGAUCAUCAAGCAAGUCAAAAACGGGACUCAAGUCCAAGUCAAGUCUCAAGUCGAGUCGUCAAGCCCCCACCUAUGGUUUCUACUGUCCGAUAUUGUAGCACGCUAACUUUGCUCCUGAACGACAUGGGGGAGCAGCGUCUGCCUCACAACCAAUCAGGUUAGAGGAGGCGGAGAACGGCUUUGUUUACAGUCAGAAAGAGCGGACCGCUCAAAAAUGUUCAAAUGUUGACUACACAGACAUAAGAGAACACAGAGAUAUCCUUAUAUUACCAAAUGUCAUCAAUAACUAAUAACUAUUGACUGAUAUUCAAAGAUUUUUUGUAAAUACGCCACAAAAAAAGAUGCUUCUUUAAUGGAUUCCUGCCUACCCCACCUUUAAGUCAUGUGUCAUUAUUCGCUGAGGUGUUCGAGGUUGGCUCAAUGUAGCGGGUCCCAGCUAGGCUGUUAGCAGAUAGAUAAUCCUGGACAGGAGUGCUGGAAACACGGAAGAGUAAUAAGUGAAACAGGAACAUGACUGCUCAUUCUCCAAGUCCAACGGAUUAUAUUUAUUCUCACAUUUUUAACCUUUUCACUGCAACAAUGAAUUAUAUCUGUUAUUCUGUCUGCAUUAAAGCACUGGUAUAAACCACAUUUAGAUAACAUUCACAUGAAAUGUAUAUUUUUCUCAGUCUUCAAGAAAUAAACUCAAUAAAAUGAACAAUUUCCUUUGUAUUAAACCCAAGAUGAACAUUUUCCCUUGUAAUCAUGUCAUAUGUCUAUCACUAAUCAUGUAAUCUACUACCAAUCAUGUAUACACUUUUAUCUCAAACACACAUCUUCUGUAUCUCUUAAUGAAAGAGUAUUUUCUUUACCUGUACCUAAAGUACAUUAAGUAGAGGGCUUCCGGGUUGGCACAUGGAGUAGUCACACGCACGCGAGAUCGCUCUCCCAGACAAACCGCAAUUUAUACCCAAGAGUAAUUUAAAAUUCAAUAUUGUUUGAUAAAAAACUUAGAUGGAUUGGGGAAGGACACGCCGAAACCAAAAAAACGACGAAAAAGAGCCUCCAAAACAGAAAAACACGACGACAGCCAGAGACAGCAGCGGUAAAGUGGACCAGGACAACAUGGCGCCUGCGGACAUAAUUAAGGCAAUCAACGAUCUAAAAACGGAUCUAAAAGGCGACAACAACACUCUGCGACAAGAAAUCACACAUCUUGGACAAGAAAUCAACGGUAAACUGGAUAUGCUGGGGGCAGAAGUCCAUAACCUAUCGGACCGAGUGGAGGAGGCAGAGUAG
This is a messenger RNA of Xyrichtys novacula (pearly razorfish), 5770 nucleotides long. The record is from the annotation of a GenBank genome assembly. NCBI's taxonomy places the organism in Eukaryota, Metazoa, Chordata, Actinopteri, Labriformes, Labridae.